Molecule: messenger RNA, 1500 nt
Organism: Hymenoscyphus albidus
Lineage: Eukaryota; Fungi; Ascomycota; Leotiomycetes; Helotiales; Helotiaceae
Source: the annotation of a GenBank genome assembly
CUUCAAAAGGUUCCAACCACUUUGGCAACCAAACCAUGUUUUAUAAUUUAACUGAAGUUACCAAUCAUACCUAACUUAAGGUCCCCGCGAUACUCUACCCAAUUCUACCACGACGAUGACGAGUGGCACUCUAGAAGCGCGUUUCGGAAACCUAUCACUCAACGAAAACAAGAAAGAUCGUGCCCGUUUGGUGAAGAAGCCAAUUCCAAAUGUUAAGGUAUGUUUGUUUUCCACAUUGAAGGACGCUUGCAUGUGCUGAAGUACACCUUUUACACUUCCACAUCUAAUGUACGCGCAGACUAGUAGCACACGAUUACCUCAAAGCCCUAGCCGAUCGAAUUACCUACUGAAAUUUGCACUAAAGAACUCACCUUUCCGACAACAGCCAUCUGUCGAAUCUCCGUCUCCGAAAAUAUCCAAUGAUCCAAUUGACGCUGGACAAAAGCCUAGCUCAGCGACUCCAAAACAAUUCCAUCUUGGCAUGUUCGAAAUUGGACGGCCUCUCGGGAAAGGAAAAUUUGGCCGUGUAUAUUUGGCGAGAGAACGUCGGAGUGGUUUUGUUUGCGCACUGAAAGUUCUUUACAAGAACGAGAUCAGGAAGGGGGGAGUUGAGAAGCAAGUUCGACGCGAGAUUGAGAUUCAAUCUCACCUUAAACAUCCCAAUAUACUUCAGUUAUACGGGCAUUUCCACGAUAGCAGGAGGAUAUUUUUGAUCUUGGAGUUUGCCGGCAAGGGAGAACUCUAUAAGCAUCUGACGCGUGCGGGACGAUUUCCGGAAUGGAAAGCUGCUCAGUAUAUCGCUCAAAUGGCGUUGGCAUUGCAACACUGUCAUAAAAAGCAUGUAAUGCAUCGGGAUAUCAAACCAGAGAAUAUUCUUGUCGGUAUUCACGGUGAACUCAAGAUUGCCGGUAUAUUGCUCCAUUCCUGUCUCACUUCAUGUUACCGACUCUUCGCUGCCCAAUGCAUGACUGGGGCCAAUUAUAUCUUGCAAAGGGUCUCUCUUGCGUUUAUGACCAACCUACCUUUUGACCAAGAGAUGUAUUAAUAUUUGAUAGAUUUUGGUUGGAGUGUUCAUGCGCCGAGCAACAGGCGAAGAACCAUGUGUGGAACUUUAGAUUAUCUGCCACCCGAGAUUGUUCGAGAGCAAUGGUAUAACGACAAAGUGGACUUGUGGAGUCUGGGGGUAUUGAUGUAUGAGUUCAUUGUAGGUUCUGCGCCAUUUGAGGACGAAAUUUCCCGCACCAACAGGAGAAUUGUGCGUUGUGAAUACACCAUACCAAACUUCGUCUCAAACGAAGCCAAAGAUCUGAUUACGAAAGUGAGUCAUCUCCCAAAGAUCUGACUCAUCGGUCUGUGUCUAAACUUCACAGCUUCUGGUACUGGACCCUGAAAAGCGCACCACGCUCGAGGAGGUUCAAGAACACCCUUGGAUAAUCAAGCAUUGUGUGGAAGGUGUUGGGACAUCAACGUGAAAUAGAACGGAGCAUAUAAGCGUUUGUA